CCCUCACUUUGAAGAUCAUGGCAGAGCUGGCUGCAGUUGCCUUUCCAGGUUCCUGGCAAUUAGCAGUGUAAAAAGCAUGUAAUAGAGAGAAAAGGAGGGGACUUGAAAGAUGCUGGGAUCAAAAAAACAGCUGCUGUGGGCGACUGAUUUCUGGGUGGCACCUUCCCUCUUCCUCCACUAAGCUGGACAAUUUUUAAUGGAGUCCUGACCUGACCAGAGGGACUCAAACAACUCUCCAGGAAGAGAAGCCCAAAGCAAAGACUAAGCUAAAGGGAAUCAGCUACCUGGGAGCAUAAAGGUGGCUUGGCACCUGGAGCAGGGAAUCUCCUGAUCAAAAAAGGCCUCAAGAGUCAAGAUUCUGAGGGAACAACACUAGGGAGGCUUUUUUGCAUGUCCUCCUAAGGUUUUCAAUGUGGAGGCCAAAUAAUUAGCAACUGGGCCAUCUGGGUAUCAGCAGCAUGAAAUGUGUCCACAAGCUAACUUUUAAAAACAAAAUUCAGUUGGAAGCAGAAUGUGACUCUGGAACACAAGGCUCUAUGAAUGGAGGAGGAAAGAUGUUCAGUACUGUAACUAUGUGAGAAGAUUUUUAGAAGGCAACCUUUUUUCUUUGAUUAUGAUCUCUACUAUCUCAUUUAAUGCUGUGUGUAUGGUUUUGCAGACCUAUUAUGAUCUUAGAUACCACUUUUUCUUUGUUUUUGAGGUAUUAGAAAUCCUAUUUAAUGCGGUUUAUUAUUUUGAGUUCUGUAUCAAAUUUUAUGUGGAUCUCAUGAAAUAUUGGAAGAACGGAUACAAUAUUUUGGACGUUAUUAUUAUCAUUAUCCUUUGGCUUCCUCAAUAUCUGCGGAAGAAUUUCAGAAGAGAGUAUGGAUAUAUAAAUAUAGCAGAGGGUAUCCAGGCUUUUCGAAUUCUCAAACUCAUUCCCUACAGCCGAGGAAUAAAGACACUGAUCUCUGCUCUGGGACAGACCAUUUGCACUGUGGCUUCUGUCCUGGUCUUGCUGUUCCUGCUGAUGUUCAUCUUUGCCAUCUUGGGCUUUUGUCUGUAUGGAACAAGUGAGGAAGCUGAUAUGGAAAACUGGGGAAACCUCGCUGUGGCCUUUUUCACCCUUUUCAGCUUGACCACGGUGGAUGGUUGGACAGAUCUGCAGGGAGUCCUGGAUGAACGGGGAUAUAUGUGGAGCAGGGCUUUUACCAUUAUCUUCAUUUUGGUGGGCUCCUUUGUGUUCCUCAGUAUGUUUAUUGCUGUCAUGAUCAUUCACACAGAGGAUUCAAUCAAGAAAUUUACAAAGGUAUUGUCCACUGAGAGACAAUUGGCUCUUAUAGAAGAUAAGCAAAGAAUACUGAAAAAGCAGCAGGAAGAAAUCAAUGCACUCAUGCAGAGAGAGAAAGGCAAAACUUAUAAAUCUUUUAGUGAUCUAGUCAGAGUGUUUAAGAAGUCUCUGAAUCAUACGGACCCCAUGGUUUUGGAAGAUUUUUGUGCCACCCUUUCCUUCAUCGAUAUUUACCUUUCAUCACUAGACAACCAAGAUAAUACUGUUCUGAGGCUUCAAGAACUCUAUUAUGAAAUGGUUAAUGUUUUGAACCAGAUGAUAGAGGACAAACCAAUGAAGAAACCUUCAGUCACGUCAGAGAUGUCUGCAGAUAUAUAGAAGUACUUCUUCUUAGUGACAGAGCCAUUGGAUAUGAAGUCCAAUUUGACUACAGUCAGGCCACGGGCCCAGAAAAACAGGGUAGUUAUGGGCAAGUUUCCACUGAACCAAGAAACCUGGAUCAGAUCCAAAUAAAAGUUUCUUUUCUGAAA
Monodelphis domestica (gray short-tailed opossum) is the source of this 1800-nucleotide messenger RNA. It is a transcript of the gene CATSPER3, whose product is annotated as cation channel sperm associated 3. Gene Ontology annotation, cellular component: membrane; acrosomal vesicle; CatSper complex. Gene Ontology annotation, molecular function: voltage-gated calcium channel activity. The record is from RefSeq and is a predicted model, not a curated record. Gene Ontology annotation, biological process: transmembrane transport; sperm capacitation; sodium ion transport. NCBI's taxonomy places the organism in Eukaryota, Metazoa, Chordata, Mammalia, Didelphimorphia, Didelphidae.